Sphenostylis stenocarpa is the source of this 276-nucleotide messenger RNA. The record is from the annotation of a GenBank genome assembly. Lineage: Eukaryota; Viridiplantae; Streptophyta; Magnoliopsida; Fabales; Fabaceae.
AUGCACAACUUUAAAAUUGAGCAUGCAAGUAGUGAGAAAAGGCCCUGCAGAAUUUCUUGGGAAGCAAGAGUGAGUGAACCAAACUUUAGAAUAGAAGGGCCUUGUGACAUGUGGAGUGUACCUUUGGCGUAUGGCACUUCAUUGAAUUCUGAUUUAAGGGGUAGAUUCCUAGGUCUCCAAUGUCUAAAGAAACCAUAUGGGCAAACAGCAAUAGUGGUUGGUUGCCCUAUGUACCCAAUUGUGGUUGUAGCCCUUGCAAAAGUGGACAUGGUUUGA